Molecule: messenger RNA, 1625 nt
Organism: Agrilus planipennis (emerald ash borer)
Lineage: Eukaryota; Metazoa; Arthropoda; Insecta; Coleoptera; Buprestidae
Gene: CCDC53
Product: WASH complex subunit 3
Exons: 4
Coding region: 1031-1552 (173 amino acids)
Biological process (GO): exocytosis; actin filament polymerization
Cellular component (GO): WASH complex
Source: RefSeq, a predicted model, not a curated record
AAUGAUCUUCGAGGUUCUUUAUUAGCUUUCCAUUUGCAGAUGAAACAGUACUGAACCAUUUUUUUAAUUAUUUAAAAAAUAAAUUUAAUUUACAAAUGAUGGACAUGCCUUAGCGAUCAGAAUUGUGGUACAACAAAGGAGAUGGAGCGAAGUUUCAGACAAUCGGAUACUUUUUAUUCGUUAUUUAGUAAUCAAAUACAUACGAUUACUAGCAGUAUUUUGUAUGAUCAAACGCAAACUAUUCUGUAUUUAAGCAUUAAUUCUUUAUUAAAUAAAUAGAAGUUUGAUUUACAAAUAUUUUUGAAAAAAUAACAAAACCUGAUUAACUUUUUUAUAACAAUUUUCGGUAAUAUCAGCAGAAAGUACCUUAUUUCAUCAUUAAUCCAAAUCUCUUUAUCUUUAAAUUUAAUUUUAACGGUUAAAAUCGUUUGCUUAAAGGUAAAAUCGUUUCUCGGAUUCUCAGCUGUUUAGCCCAUUUUUGACACAUUUACUUGCUCUUUAUUUAUACCAGGAAACAUUCUUAGAAAUUCGUGGCAAAAUAUUGCCAGAUGCGGCCCUUGGUCGGCUGCAAGCGGUCAAACAAUUUCUUGUGUAGGUGACAAGGUUUGUAAGAAAAAUGUAAAAUUGCCGAGUGAAUCCGAGCACAUGUAUCGGGUAUUAAAAUGUCGAGCAGAUAUUCUCGAUGCUAUUCUCUCACCACCAUUUCUAACACUGUUUCUAACAUUUAAUUCUUCCCGGUCACCGCCAGAGAUCGCAUGUACCUUUUAUUUCUUUAACAAAAUAAAAAAAUUGAAAUAUAAUUUAACAAAAAAGUUGUUCUGAUCAUCAGGGUACGGUAGGAAAGGACAACCGUAGCAGAGUGAGUGUAUUGUCUUUGCUUUUGUAAGUUUAAAAAUAAUAAACUCCGUCAGACCGUUUUUUUUUUAAACUUAAAAAAUAAUUGGACUGUGCAAGAGACACUUCUGUAAAGGAAAAGUAAUCAUAAAUUAAUAAAUUAUAACACACCACGGUACGGUUGAUAUUUUUGCGAAUGGAGGAGGACGAAUUUCCGGCGGUAUCUCCUAGCGUAGAUUUUAAUAAGAUUUUACCUAUUCAUCAAAAACGUAUUAUAGCCUUUAUUAAUCAUUUUGUUACAACAACAGUAUGUUUUUUAAACAGUUUCACUGGUUCUUGCGAGUCAAAACUAAUGAAUGUUGAACACAAAAUGCAAAGGCUGGAAAGUUCACUAUUAAUAUUAGAAUCACAUCUAUCAUCUAUGAGUAGUUUAAGGCCCAAAGAAGUUACCACAGUUAUUAGCUUAGAAUCAUCAACGCCUCUUGAAUUACCUGAAGUAACAGAUUGUUGUGAUGAAAAUAAGGAAAAUAUUGAAGAAAAUGUGGACUAUAUUUCAACAGCUUCAAGUGGAAAUGUCACCGAAGAUCCAAAAUUAGCUCAUUUUAUGAAAAUGUUACAUGUUGGAGUUCCCUUACAAGCUGUGAGAAUAAAAAUGCAAUUAGAAGGUGUAGAUCCUUCUUUGUUAGACAAAGCCUUUGAAUGUGCAGUGAAGGAAUAAUAUAUAAUAUAGUAAAUAAGCACAUUAUUUUUAUAAAAAAUUUGUGGUAUAUAACUGUAAAUAAAACAUUAUA